This is a messenger RNA of Coregonus sp. 'balchen', 1325 nucleotides long. Lineage: Eukaryota; Metazoa; Chordata; Actinopteri; Salmoniformes; Salmonidae. The record is from the annotation of a GenBank genome assembly.
AUGAACCACAGCAGAAACGUUGAUACGGCGGUAUGGAGUAAAGAUGCUUUGAUGUCUACCAACGUGAGCGUUACAAAUGACAGCAAGCGAAAGAAAAAGACGAGAAAGCACAAAACAAAAGAUAAAAAGAAGAGUAGAUCAACGAGAAGAGGACCGAGCUCGCCUUCAAACUCCGAUGAUGCAGCAGGUUGGUUUGUUUUGGUGAUGCUCACAAAAUCUAGUUUUAAAUGCCUAGCGUAGGCCUAUAGGCCUACCCACAACUGUUUUACCAUAACGUUAUCAUAGUAACCCCAACACGGAUCCUUUGUUUAUGUUUUUGUCAUAGAUUUUGUUAAAGCUGCAAUAUAUGUAACUUUUUGGGCGACCCAACCAAAUUCGCAUAUAAGUGUGAGUUAUAGAUCUGUCAUUCUCAUUAAAAGCAAGUCUUAGACUCCCUGAUAAAUUAAAGGUUAAAAAAAAUAAAGCAGUAGAUCUGUUCUAUGUGUGCCAUUUCUGUUUUACUUUUACUUUUAGUUUUGUACACCAGCUUCAAACAGCUGAAAUUACAAUAUUUUUGGUUAUUGAUAUUUCACAGCAGUUUAGAUGGACAAUGAUUAUCAACACUAUACAUUUGUUUUGUCAAACGGAAAUUAGGUGAACUUUUAGAAUUUAAGUAAAAAGGAAAUGGCAGAGCAAUUUCUCCAUAUUGCACCUUUAAUAAACAAUGAAUAGCUUAUAGCUUCGUAUAUUUUUGAAAAGCACUGAUGCCUGCCUUGUCGCUAAAAAGGGACAACAUGUGAAAGAGAGCCUAAAGUGACCCUUUAAUCACCUGCAAGGGGUGAAUGUGUUGAGUGAUAUUGUUGUGAAAUCAAAACACUUGGGUAUCAAAUUAAGAUUAACCUGUAAUUUAUCCCCACUUUGCCGGCCUGCAAUCACAGCAGAUAAACUCAACACUGAGCAGCAGCAGGUCGUCAAAGGCUCCUCCACAUGGUCCAAACCCCACCCUGAAGGGCUCCAACGGCAAAAAGACCAAAGCCAGGAGUCUGAUCAGCCUCCGCACCAAUAAAUCCCAGCGAGAGGCAAUGAAACACGAGGAAAAAACGUUGACAGGCCCAGACGCUGGUACCCUCCAAGCCCCACUGUCAGGGGACCAGGCCAACCCAGCCAGGGAGAGCCUGAGGUGGGACGGAGUUCUGGAGGAUCCGGUGGCCGAGGCAAAGAGGAUAGAGGUGUACAAGGCCAACCGGAGGAAACGCUACCUGGCCUCACAGCAGGGGGUGAUGGACUACUUGGGCCUGUUCAAGGGACACUUGGAGAGCAGUGGUGUCAUUACACACCACAUCUAG